This is a messenger RNA of Abrus precatorius (Indian licorice), 923 nucleotides long. RefSeq names its product troponin T, skeletal muscle. Lineage: Eukaryota; Viridiplantae; Streptophyta; Magnoliopsida; Fabales; Fabaceae. The transcript is spliced from 3 exons. The record is from RefSeq and is a predicted model, not a curated record. Bases 2 to 901 code for a protein of 299 amino acids.
GAUGAGGACGACGCUGAGUGAGGAAGCGAAGGAGAGAAUAUCAGAGAGGUUGUCAUGUUUGGAGAACCUUUACUUUCCGCGAGCCCUCGAAUCCACUUCAACACUUCCUUCUCAACGCAAGGCCAUCUUCCAUGACCUUCUCUCCAGAGACGUUGCCCUCUUCUUAGAACGAUAUGGGUCCCAACUUACAUCCAAUGAGCUGAGUGAAUUUGAUUCAAUGAAAGAUGAUUAUGAGAUUAAUUGGCACAUAAAGCGACUGCGGAGUAUAAUGAGUCCAACAUCAGAGGAGUUGAGGAUGAGGUCUGUGACAGUGAAGAACAGGAGGCGUGCCUACUUGGACAAAUUGAUGUGCGGUGGGUACUACUUCUCUGAAGAUGCAAUGAGGGAAAGAGAACCAUAUCUGCAUCAUGAAUAUGUGGGCAAGUUUCAGGAUCAGAGUGGCAGAGGCAUGGCAAGGCCUGGAGAACGCUGGUCAGAGACACUGAUGAGGAGGUGUGAGGAAGCAGCGCUGGUUGCAAAGAUUAGAGGGGAGCAGCAGAGGAUGGGUGUUGCUGAAAGGGACUGGAUUGGUAAUGAAAGAUUUCAAGAAGAACAACAGGAGGAGGAGGAGGAGGAGGAGGAGGAGGAGGAGGAGGAGGAGGAAGAGGAGGAAGAAGACGAAGAUCAAGAGGAGGAACUGGAUGAUGAGAGGAGAAGAGUGAAUGAGGAAUCAACUUUAUCUGCAGAAGAGCUGGAGGACCGGAUGAAUCAAUUCACCUAUGUUAUGCAGCAGAAAUUUCUGUUAGGGGAAGAUCACGAACAUUUAGAUUACGCCAAAAUAGAUAAUGACGAGACCCUUGACGAUCAUUGGCAGAGAGAGGCCAAUAUUGAUGCAGAGGAGAGAUAUUUUGCUGAUGACUAAACUACAGCAUCAUACUGGGUAA